AUGGCUAAAACUAUUCAUUACGUGAGUCUCACCAUUCUGGUGCUAGCCUUGUUUGCAAAUCCUUCUUCUCCGUUGGAAGGAAAUCAACUGUUCAAUUUGAUCCUAACGCUGAAAAAUCCCGUCUGUCCGAGUAUCGUUUUAAUUUUUGACCAACUCUCCUGGGACGAAGAGUUGGAGGACCUGUCGGAGGAAUUAUUCCAACUUAGCUACUCGAAUCCAAUCAUUUUACUUUCGAGUCAUCAAAAUGUUUUACAAGAAUGCGCAAGGAGCAAAAGCAAAUGGAAUAACUUGGGAGCCAUCGCUUGCAGUAACGUCAUCAUUUUCAGUCGUCAUCCGGAGGAACUAGGGCGGAUUCACCAUCAGCUGACGGACUGCAUCUACGCCUCUCAAAUAGUUAUCGUAGCCGAGAUGGCGUCCAAUUGGGCCGAUCUCUGGUUGAAAAAGAUGAAGAGCGAAAUCAUCGUCCUGAUCCUUCGGGAACGUCACAAAGGUCUCAGAGAAAUUCGUCACUGGAUGACCAACAACGAAAUCAAUCGCGUCAAACUCUUGCGCAAAUCGAAUGUCAGCAGGAAAGAGUUGGGAUUUGAAACUAAUAGAAAUCUGAUGGGCCGUAAUUUAAUAGUAGCCACUUUGAAUUUCCCGCCGGUUGUGUUCAUCAGCAACCAGUCGAUCUACGGCAUCGAGCCUUCGCUCAUGGAAGUUCUGGCCAGCGAUUUGAACUUCACCUUCGACUAUUUCCCCGUGUCGCCCAACGAGAUGUGGGGCUCCGUCUCCGGAGAAGGUGAGAACCUAACGGCUACGGGCCUUUUGGGAGCGCUGAUGAAGAAAGAGGCCGACGUGGCGCUGGGCAAUCUCUACAUUGACUACACCCGUCUAUCCAUCAUCGGAUUCAGCUCGUAUUACAAGAUUUCCGAAGAGUGUUUCUCGGUGCCGGCCACUCGCCCUUAUCCAAAAUGGAAGGCCUUGUAUUAUCCGUUCUCCAACCAAGUGUGGAUCGCCACCAUCUUGUCCAUCUUCUUCGUCAUUUUGACGCUGCGUCUGGUAGCCAAAUGGUCGAUCGAGUCGUCGGUGGUCGACGCUUAUUAUCACGAUCCAGUUUUAUGUUUCUUGACCGUCUGGGGCCAUUUGUUCGGACUCCAACAAGCCCAGGAAAUUCGAUCGAUGGCCAAUCGGAUUUUUCUCGUUUGGUGGCUGUUCGGCGCUCUGAUUCUCUCGACCGGCUACCGAUCGGGAUUGAUUUCUUUCAUGACAUUUCCGUUCACCCCUGCGCCGAUCAACACGAUCGAGCAGCUGGUGGCCAGUCCCAUCAAAAAAAUCAUCUACGACCCGUUGAUGAAGGAGAUCCUGAUGAAAUCGGACAAUGCGCUGCAGAGGCAACUGGGCAGCCAAGUCGUCACCAACGACAAUUUGACUUACAUGUUCUCGCUGAUGGAUUCCGGCGACUGGGCGGUGGAUGCCAACCUGGACAACCUGCGCUACGUGGUGGCCACCCAGUACCCGAUGACCCAGGAUGGACCUCGAGUCCACCUGAUGAGCGAGUGCGUUUUCUCGAUGAGGGCCGCUCUGGGCCUGCAGAAAGAGUCGCCGUUGAAGCUUUACUUUGACCGGGAAAUUCAAAGAGUCAUCGAAGCCGGUCUGGUCGAAUACCACCGGUCCAGAUUCGCUAAAAAGGCCGUCACCUGGAACCCCAAAACGUCGAAGAAAAAAAUGGUAGCCUUCUCUUUGGACAGCCUCCAAGGAGCGUUUUAUUCCUAUGCCAUUUUUGUGUCAUUAUCCACUCUGGCGUUUAUUGGCGAAUUGAUUCACGCAUGGAUCAAAACUCGAUUUCUAAAAAAAUAA
Molecule: messenger RNA, 1839 nt
Organism: Daphnia pulicaria
Lineage: Eukaryota; Metazoa; Arthropoda; Branchiopoda; Diplostraca; Daphniidae
Product: ionotropic receptor 21a-like
Exons: 1
Coding region: 1-1839 (612 amino acids)
Cellular component (GO): membrane
Molecular function (GO): glutamate-gated receptor activity
Source: RefSeq, a predicted model, not a curated record